Molecule: messenger RNA, 780 nt
Organism: Strongylocentrotus purpuratus (purple sea urchin)
Lineage: Eukaryota; Metazoa; Echinodermata; Echinoidea; Camarodonta; Strongylocentrotidae
Product: atrial natriuretic peptide receptor 3-like
Exons: 2
Coding region: 1-780 (259 amino acids)
Molecular function (GO): signaling receptor activity; peptide hormone binding
Source: RefSeq, a predicted model, not a curated record
AUGGCUCAUUAUUUGUUUGUCUUCGUUGUGUUACUAGCGUCAGGAUUUGGAUCAGAAUCUUUAGCAGACGAGCUCGAGGAUGAAGAAGAAAGUUUACCUGCAUUUGAUAUCAACAUUGGAAUUCUGUUGCCCGGGGAUGACUCUUUCGCUUACUCUCUCUCCCGCGUAACUCCUGGCAUACGUUAUGCUCUUGCAAGUGAAAGAUUUAAGAUGCUCCUGCCUAAUCAUAAUGUCACUUCUCAUGUCAAAAUCAUGGAUUCUGAAUGCUCGGCACUAAUUGCUCCACUUCGUGCUAUGGAGGCAAUGGUGAAGACUGAUCACCAACGACGACUAGAUCUUUUACUUGGACCGGCUUGUGACCUUGUAGGUGGUCCAGUAGCUCGGUAUAACACACAGUGGCAGACGUGUAUGAUAUCCGCAGGAUGUGGCGCCUCAGGAUUUAGUGACAAAAACAGUUUGUUUGUGACGAGAGUUCUUCUGAACUUUGAAGAAUCGGGCAUGGUCUUUGGAAAUAUAAUAUCUUCUCAGUUCGACUACAGUCGGAUCAUAAUGAUAACCCAGGAGAUACACAGAGACAACAAUGAUUGUUAUUGGAUCAAUCAGGGUGUUGGGAAGUAUUUUAAGCAACACCUAUUUUCACCUGAUAACGAAUUCGUGAGUCCGAAUGCUCCAAACUUCACGCAAUACCUUAUGGAUUUGGAGUUGCACAGAAGAGCUAGAGCACACCCUCAUCCUGAAGAUGAUAGGUACAACCCAACGAAACGUCGAGAUAGAGCGUGA